AAAGCAGGGGAACAUUUUUAGCGCCACAAUAAGGGGGCUUGGCGCUUUGACAACGGCAGUCCAUCCAACCAAAUCUCCUUCCUCAGUUCUUCACGGCUGCUCGAGUCGCACAGAAUUGAUGCAUUCUUAUAAAGGUGGAUCAGUCCGGCAGCAUAGCUGAGUCAGUAGGUCGCUUGUAUGAAAUAUAAACGCGUACCCGAUGAUCAUGAACACCAAGCAAGUUUAACUAACCAAUGACCAAGCUAACAGGAAUUCCGGGUUCUGCUGUCCGUUUCCUAGACGACGCGUACCACCGCUUGAUGCCAUUUGCUGUUGCCAGGGACGCCCGAGUUCCUGUACGGCUGUCGGCCGUGUGCUUUGCGCAUGCCUGAACUCAGCAACCUCUGCCUUUUGAAACUAUGGCGGCGGAGACUUUGUCAAUUACGGAGCAGUGGAUCAGGGAAAGAUUAAACCUGCAACACCGGAAUUUAGCGGAUGUCAGAUCACUGUCUCUGCCUGGGAGUUAUGAAGGAAAAAUUGGACACUUGGGAUAUUCACUUAAAAACUUUGUUCGUCUGAAAACUCUCGACCUUUCACGGAAUUCAUUAGUUUCUUUGGAGGGCAUUCAGCAUCUAAAGCACCUGGAGAAGCUUAAUUUAUACUACAACUGCAUUCCCUUGUUAAAGGAGCUGUAUUAUCUCCGCAACUUGUCCUCUCUUAAAGAACUUGAUCUUCGAUUGAAUCCUGUUGUAAAGAAUGAACCUGACUAUCGUCUUUUCCUUGUCCACAUGCUUCCCAACCUAAGAAAAUUAGAUGAUCGUCCUGUGAGGGACAGUGAGCGAAAAGCAGCCAUAAUGCAUUUCUCUACAGAGACAUUGUAUGACAAUCUCGACCAAUGUCCUCAGAAUGAAAUCGGCAAUCCAAGGGCUGGGCAGCCUAGGGUAUCCUAUGUAAGCUCACUUUCUAAAAAGUUAUCUGCUAUUGAUGAUGAUGAUGAAGCAGUUUUAAAUCUUAUUGCAAAAUGUAACUGGGACCUGAAUAGGCCUCCAACUAUUUCGGGAUCAGUUCAGAAGACGCUGGAAGCUGAACUCUUACAAAAUAACUCUGGUGGCAAUGAAGUUUUGUGUGCUAAUGGGUAUCAGUCAUCUGAUGAAUUAAUUGCUUCAAAGAAGGAUUUUCAGAAACAAAGCUAUCAGAAGCCUCUAGACACCACCGAAAAGUUCCGACACCAGUCUAAUCUUCCUGCGGCCAAAGCCACGUACAAGAAAGCGACAGAGAAUGGAAAAAGAACUGGUGAAGGAAUACGGGUGACCUUCACAGAUGAGCAGCCAAAAGCAUCAUGUUUGGAUACAAAUCUGAAAUUUCAAGAUGAGGCUGAAGCUUACUAUAAAAUCACAGGUCGGGGGCACUUCACACCACAUCCAGGUUUGUCUGUGUCUGAUCCUGUAAAUGUAGAAAGGCCACUUCCACACCCUUCAAAAUUAGCAGCUUCACUAGCUAAUGAAUCUCCUGCUUUUGUGAUGAACCAGAAUGGGCCCUCUGGGGGAAGGGAGCAGCAACAGACCAUACCUGUCCAUAAUGAGCUUCCAAAAAAUGAAACAAGAGCUGCUUAUUCAUAUGCCAGUCAGCUCCCAAGGGAUAAGAAAUUCCGUAUCAGUCCAGUUCACUUGGAGCCACUUUUGGAUGUUGUGGAUAAGUACUGGAAUGGCAAGAAGUCACUACAUUGCAAUGAAAAAUUUUUGAGUAAAGCCGUUAGUGUCCUUUCAACAAUCUACAUGGUAGAAGAAACGGACAACCGAAAAUAUCGUGAUGAAAUCCUCAAGCUAAAAGAAGAAAAUAAAGUACUACAAAUUCAGAAAGAAAACCAGGAGAAUAUAUAUAAAUCAGACACAGAGGGCCUGUCUGUUCAGCUAAAUCAAGCACGGCAACAAAUAGCUUCUCUGGAGAGGCAGUUAAAUGUCAAAGUAGAAGAGAAUUACUCCUUACAUAACAAACUGACUUCUAUGGAACAAGAGAUCUUAAAUGCCAAAAAUCCAACAUCAGAUUUAAGACUCGGUGAGUUGCAAAGUCACAAUCAGCAGCUGAUGAUAGAAAUUGACAGCCUGAAGAGACAACUUCAGCAUUUUGACACAAUACAGGAGUUAACAAGUAUGCUACAAGAAAGUCACAGAACAUUGGUUUCGACAAAUGAGCAUUUGUUGGCAGAGCUGGAGGCGACGCGUUCUCGUCAUAAGUCGGAAGUGGAGCAGCUCCACUGGAGUUACAAUGAACUUAAAAAAACUCUGGAUGUUUUCCCACACCGAGCUUAAGCACACCACCAGCCUCUUCGUUUUCUAAGGUCACUUGUCCAGUUGUUGUUAUGUUUGAGUAUCUGUUAUUAUGUGUAUUUUUAGAAUGCUUUAACAAUUUUAUCGUAAAAAUCACUGUGUCUUAAUUUAAGAGCUUUUGUUAAGUCAAAGCAGAUUCAUUUUACUGUACAGGAGCAUGUAAAUAGGAAAAAUAAUUAUUUUUUUAUUUUCUUUAUAAAUUUAGCUGUUAAUUAAAGUUGCUUACCAGGAAUUUUUUUUUUUUCCAGAACUUUUUAGGUUUGGCUGCUUUGAUAUUUAACUAUGAUAAUUGUCUUCUUUUGACUAUGUAAUGUUUAAAACAUUCCUAAUUAUGAAUCGUUUCUUAAUGACUUACUAAUUUAUUAUUGUGUAAUAUAAAUGUGACUCCUAAAUGUUAUCUGGUGAGAAUGUCGUGUUUUAAGUCUUAGAUGUGUUCAGCAUUAACGU
This is a messenger RNA of Erpetoichthys calabaricus (reedfish), 2753 nucleotides long. It is a transcript of the gene cep72, whose product is annotated as centrosomal protein 72. The transcript is spliced from 15 exons. Bases 399 to 2288 code for a protein of 629 amino acids. Gene Ontology annotation, molecular function: protein binding. The record is from RefSeq and is a predicted model, not a curated record. Lineage: Eukaryota; Metazoa; Chordata; Cladistia; Polypteriformes; Polypteridae.